Molecule: messenger RNA, 1094 nt
Organism: Parasteatoda tepidariorum (common house spider)
Lineage: Eukaryota; Metazoa; Arthropoda; Arachnida; Araneae; Theridiidae
Product: ERI1 exoribonuclease 3-like
Molecular function (GO): nucleic acid binding; 3'-5'-RNA exonuclease activity
Source: RefSeq, a predicted model, not a curated record
UUCCUUAAAACUCGAAUACAAAAUGUGACACCAUGUUAAAGAUGGACACACAUAAGAAGCUACAUAUGUUCGAAAAACAAUGGUUUUGAGGAGUAAGCAUUCUUUUGAAACCAGUUGUUGACAUGGAUUGAAUGCAUCGAUUCUCAUUUUUCAGUUGUUGUUUACAUCAUUUAAUUGAGAUUUAAAUAUUAGUGCAUUAUGAAAAUCCACCUUUAGCUUAGCAGAAAUAGGUAGUUAAAGGCGUUUAAAGUUAUUAAAUAAGUAAACAACACUUUUAGUUCGUUUUCAUUUCGAAAAUUUUUUGGAAGAAGAAAUGAAAGUGUUCAAGUUCUUUUUUAAUAAAUUUAAGCGUUAAAUCAAACGUGUGAAAUAGCAACACACUGAUUUUUUUAUUUUCAGAAUCUGGCUGCAUUAACAAAGUUUAAACUUUAAAAAAAAAUAUGUUUUCGCGAUUUGGUUUAUGUGGAAGAUCAAAUUGUAGCUAUAUUAUUUAUCGUAACAUAAAUUAUCGCUCCAAAGCUCGAUUCAAAAAACCAUUUCUAAGAAAUGAAAAUCAAGAAUUUAAAAUUCACAAACCGAAAAGGACUUUCCCUUUGUUUAUUGAUCAACAUUUGAAACUGGCACCCAAAGUUAAGAGUAUGCCAGAGCAAAAAUUUGAUUUUUUCCUAGUUUUAGAUUUCGAAGCAACAUGUGACUCUCCUGUAAAUGUGGAACCGCCCGAAAUUAUUGAAUUUCCAGUUUUAAAAGUAAAUGGAAUUACUUUCAACAUAGAAUCAACUUUUCAUUCCUAUGUCAAACCAGAAAUAAAUCCUGAGCUAUCAUCUUUCUGUACUGAAUUAACAGGCAUAAUUCAAGGUAUGAUUGAUGACCAACCUUCAUUCAAUGUUGUUUUUGAAAAAUUUUUAGAUUGGAUGAAGAAAGAAAAUCUUUUAAUGCCUGAUGUUAAAUUUGCUUUCGUAACGUGUGGUGAUCCUGAUCUUGAUUACCUCUUACCAGUACAGAGCAAUAUAUCAGAAUUCGAAGUGCCAGAUUACAUGCAACGAUGGAUUAAUAUAAAAAGAGUGAGUUUUUAUUUGAGCAUAAAAACUUAUUAA